CUUUUCCCCCCAGUAUUUCUUGCCUGCGCGUCGUCCAACGGCCGAUAAUCGCCUUGUCGUUGUAGCGACGCCAGUCCGACGGCUCCCCUCAUUUUAGGAGUGCUGGCCGUUGCCGCCACUGAAGGACGACGACGCGGGUUUAGAAACAGACGAGUCGCGAUGGCUGACGGACGCUGGAUUUUCGCUGUCCUGCUGGUGCUCGCUGCUUCAGCUGGCCUCACGUCGGCCGUAUUCGACGUCGUGGAACACCAAAAAUGCGGGGGCGAGUUCUCGCAGAUCAGGAUUGAACCCUGCCCUCAGCUGCCCUGCCAUUUCAAAAAGGGCAAGCCACUCAAGCUUCAAGUGGACUUUGUCGCUGCCGAGAGCUUCCAAAAACUGGAAAUGAAGCUUCGAGGCGAGCUCAGCAACAAAGUGUGGUUGCCGUUCCCUGGCUUCCGCAAGAACGCCUGCAAGAACAGCGGCCUCACGUGCCCACUGGAGGUCGGCAAGUCGUACACGCUACAGUCCACGCUCAACGUCCUCUCAAGUUUUCCAUCGGUGGACGCCAACGUGGAAUGGAGCAUGAAGGGAGACAACAAGACAAUUUUUUGUUUUCUCGUGCCUGUCAAAGUUGUCGAUUAAGCUUUACGUAUUUUUCAAAAGUACCAGUUAUAAUCGGCUUUAAGGCUUUCUAGUGGAGAACUUUUCAAAACGCCCACUUGUAAGCUUUGCGAGCGUUUAAGUAGCCGCUUACAAUCAUGCCGAUUGUAUGUGGCUCAAUUGCGACUCCUGCAAUAUGCUCGUCAGCGAGGUUGCUAUUUGAGGAUGUUGAUUUGCCAAUGUGGGUAUACUAUUGAGCAUUAAAGAAUCGGACACAACGAGAGACGAUGUAACACACAAGGCGCAAACUUUAACAGCCUAAUUUGGAGAACAGUGACCAUUUUUUUACUAGACGUGUAGAAAGCGCAUGUCUUGAAGAUCACCAUCUAACACGUGUACACCCACUCUAAAAGGCAAUUUCUUUGACUGGCAAUGCUAUGGAAGCCUCACUGGCGCACCUCUUUUACAGUUUUGAGAUAUUAUGUGAUUCUAUAAUAAAGAGCGUCGCUUCUAUUCUACUUAUUACAAUUUCUAUGAACUUUUUAACAUAUGCAAUCUCUGAAAUGAUUGGCUAACAAGCCGCCUGACUGAUUUUAACUUUAUUCGAAUGCUCGUGCCACCUGUCGUUAAUGCAACGACCUGAAUUCUCUACAUAAUUAGCUUGGAAGUUAAAGGUAUGUGGUACAAACUACUCUAAGCUUCGACUUCAAGAGUUGAACGCCAUGGCGAUUUCGUAUUCCUAAGGCCCCGCCACGGUGGUUUAGUGGCUAAGGUACUCGGCUGCUGACCCGCAGGUUGCGGGAUUGAAUCCCGGCUGCAGUGGAUGCAUUUUCGAUGGAGACGAAAAUGCUGUAAGCCCGCAUGCUCAGAUUUGGGUGGACGUUAAGAACCCCUGGUAGUCAAAACUUCCCAAGCCCUCCACUACGGCGUCUCUCAUAAUCAUACGGUGGUUUUGAGACGUUAAACUCCACAUACCAAAUUAUCAAUAAUGCACACCUUUGAAUGUAUGAUGUUGCUCGAGAAGUUUAAAUUGUGAAUUACUGCAGUGCCAUCAAUAAAGUUGAAAGUUGCUUGUGUCAA
Molecule: messenger RNA, 1659 nt
Organism: Rhipicephalus microplus (southern cattle tick)
Lineage: Eukaryota; Metazoa; Arthropoda; Arachnida; Ixodida; Ixodidae
Product: NPC intracellular cholesterol transporter 2
Biological process (GO): sterol transport
Molecular function (GO): sterol binding
Source: RefSeq, a predicted model, not a curated record